ACAGCUAAUUACUCCUGGCCUUUUUAUCCAAUUGCUAACCAGGCAUUGUAUGGUUACGACCAAGCAGCCGACAAAUCUUUCAAAAGCGAGAAAAUCCCAAAUGGCGUCAGAACUCAGGUGGAAGAUGGAAUCCAGGCUCUGUUUGUGCCUGCAGGAGAAGAAGUCGACCUUGGUGACUUUGCUGGUACGUGCAUCAGUAAUCCAUUUCUCUGUCAGAAUUUUACAGUGUCAUUUCUCUUUAAAACUGGAGCCGAUAAAGAUCUAAAGGUCCUGAAUUCGGGCUUGCGUGCUGAUGACCAAACAUAUGAGUACGAGUAUGGCUGGUCAUUUGAGAUUUCUCCCUAUUCUGGCAGUGCUAAAGUGACAUUCCCCUGUGAUGGCGCGGGCAGCGAACUGGCGGCUCGCAAUUCUUGGAUUCAAAUAGUUUUUACUUUUGAUUACGGAAUAAUAACCAACGUAGUCCUCUAUCAAAAUUAUAAUGGCACACUAGUAAACAGUCUGUUGGUAUCGGAACAUAGUUAUGUGGAUCAAGAUCGGAACACGCGUCUGAAGCUUGGCUCCACAUCCAACACAAAAGGGUUCUUUAUAAGCAACCUAAACUUUAUUGGAAUUAAGCUGAGUGUAGAAGAAAUUCAAGAACUUGGGAACAGGAGUUUUAAAGAAGGNUUACGGAAUAAUAACCAACGUAGUCCUCUAUCAAAAUUAUAAUGGCACACUAGUAAACAGUCUGUUGGUAUCGGAACAUAGUUAUGUGGAUCAAGAUCGGAACACGCGUCUGAAGCUUGGCUCCACAUCCAACACAAAAGGGUUCUUUAUAAGCAACCUAAACUUUAUUGGAAUUAAGCUGAGUGUAGAAGAAAUUCAAGAACUUGGGAACAGGAGUUUUAAAGAAGGUAUGAUGAAGGGUCCGUUAUUAAAUGAAGUAUAACUUAAAUCCUUUUGCAGGGUAAUUGUUUUAAGCAAGACAGAAUAAAUGGACAGAGAAAGAAACGCUAAUUCUAGCCCUUAGGAGAUGAGAAUUUCACCAAAGUUAUGUUUAGACCAAUGAAACACUUGAAAUUAAUCGGAAAUAAUUUUUCGCAGAGGUCCGCAAAGUUUUGUUUGGUCUUAGAAUUCAACAGUGGCCAUUAAAAUAUUCUGCAUUGUUUGUUGUGAGGAAGUCAGUCGCCAGUGGACUUGAUGACGUUUUAAACAAUGGAUAAAAAUGUGCGGACGUCUCAGGAAUUAGGCUUUCGUUCCAUUACAUCCUGUUAAAAUAACUCAGCCAACGCCCGAAGAUUCCAUCUCUGGUCCAUUAUUCUCUCUUGUUGCGUUCGACGUAAGGAGAACGCAACACAUAAUCUUGGGAUUCCUGUGGUACUCAAGGGUGACCUUUUGUAGUACUCAUUUCGUCGUACGUCUGCAUUUUCUGCGCCAUUUUGAAUAAUUUAUCUCGUGGGCACAAAAAUGUUAAAAAUAAUUGAUUUAACUUAUGGUCUUAGCAAUUUGGUUGCGUAGCGUAAUGCAUAAUGCGUUGCUCUUUAUACACGUCGACUCUCUUGACGUCGAAUGUCUUGGGUUCCACUCCUGCCCAUUGAGACUUUUUUCUUUUUUUCUCGUAGUCGUUUUGCUUUGUUUUGUUUCUUUUUUUCAAAAAAAACAUAUAGGAAGCGUUUUGCAGCACCAGUUUAUUAGGAAAUAACGUCACAUUUGAGAGUAAACCUGAAAAAGCUCGAACGCAGUUCCCAACCUACGAUUACCACUAGUUUUAAGUAGAUAAAUGAUCUAGUCUGGCUUAAAAGUCCACCAGACCCAAAGGUCUGUUAGAGAGCCGAUUAUGCAGUACAUUCCGAUUUGGUUAAAGACUAAGAUCAUGAGUUUUGUCUGGCUACGGGGAUUAAGUCCGCGGAUUCCCGCUCUGCAGUUUUUAACAUACAGUUCAAUGAAAACACAAUAGUUCAAUAUAACCACGCCGGAAGUUCAAUAACGGCACAUUUGCUCAAUGUCAUGUCACUCAAAAAGCAUAAUAUAGAGCAUUUAUCUCCCUAAAGCUACCAACUCGUUAAUUUAAGGAGAAAUUUGAAAGUCCAAUUAUUUCUCAAACUGCGGCCUAAGUUAGCCCGAGGACAGCCGUCGCCUCUCUCAAACAAAAACCAGGGUUGCCACUGUCAGGGAAAAGUCAGGGAAAGACGAAAAGUUUUCAAGGUCAGGGAAAAGUCAGGGAAUUUGUUAAAAAGUCAAGGAAAAUCUUUGAUAUUGUCAAAGUCAGUGAAAAGUCAGGGAAUUCUGUUUUCCGGUUUAUAGUUCAUAAGUUUUCUUCAAGACUUUGACAUGCAUUUUCUUUCGGAAAAGAUGAAAAGUAUACUGCAAAGCAAGCAAAGCGAUCAAUUUUAACACUGUAUGCCUGACACAUGUAGUAGUUGUGGUCCGUGGUUUUCGUUGUAAAUGCUUUCUUCCAAAUUCCUUCUUCCCCUUUCCGCGAAAAGCGGAAAGAGGUUGAAAAUGAAGAGAAAAAUAUCGAUGGCCUGCAAAAAAAGCUAAAGUGAAUGUAAACCUUGAUUGUUUCUCAUUAAUAAAAGGUCAGUGAAAACUGUUUAAAGAUCAGUGAUAAGUCAGGGAAAAGUCAGGGAAAUUUUAACUUUCUGAUGAGUGGUAACCGCGAUAAACGUCUCCCUACUUGAUUAUGUUUGAGGGGAGGAGGAGGCUGUAAGCAGCCUAGCCUAAGCUAGACUCGAUCGGUUUGAUUAACGAGUCUUAGAGGUCUAUACAAGAGAAUGUAGAAUGCAUUGAUGUAUUCACUACAAUUUAUUUCGCCAAUAGCAAUGGAGGCAAAGAAUGUCACAAUUGAGAUUCUAGAAGCUCAAGUAAUAAUACCAGCAGAUGCUGGCAUGGCAGUGAUACGCAUGCGCCGUCAGGGAUUUCUUGCUAUUGCUACUGCAGUGAAGUAAGUACUGAAACAGUCCAUGCUAAAAAGGGGAAAAAUAGAAGAAUGUAGCUCCUAAUGUGGUACGGCCAAAAGAAGGUGAAUUCUUAUUGUGGUAUAGUUCGUGGUUUGUAAAUGGCAAUGACGUUUUUAUGGUCUCGAGCCAGGCUUUUUGGUAGAGGAAAAAAAACAAAUGAGCCUUUUUUCCCCACUAACGAACCGGGUCCGAGGCUAACUUUGUCGGCGUCCAUGAGUUGUGUUUUAAAAACUAGCCGGUAUAAUCACUAAACAGUCUCAAAAUGACGGUCCUCCGAGGUGUUUUUAAUCAAUGGUAGUCUUUACACUAGAGCAUAAAUAAGCUAAGAAAUAUUUCAAGACAAAUAAAUUUUAAUUACCUCAAGUUUACUAAAGCUUCACACACAACCGGUUCUUUUUUACUUCAGGUUAUUUCCCCACGCAACAAAAUUAAGAUUGAUUGACAUGUCUCGCUUUUAUCAAAGCUCAAGAAACCGCAAAACCUCAAGUCAGCUAAGUCGGUCAUAAGGAUGGUUUUCAAGUCGCUUGAAACUUUCUUGAAUCGUUUCAACUUUCCGACUUUAAUGAGAUGCAAAGCAAAGUUACUUGAGAUUUUACUUAGGCCUUCACACGAAUUUUUGGUUAAGCAAAACUUAGCGGCUCUUAAGUCUUACUUAACAGCCUAGUGUAAAGACAACCAGUGUUAUCAAUUUCAGCACUGAAGAAUACGUACCAACUCCGGGGGGUGGAUGAUCAUAAGUGAGACCUCUCGUCUGGGGCUAUGCUAUGCUAAUGAGUCCUAAUGAGGACGAAACAGCUGUCCAUGGCUGCCACUGCCUGGGUGAUAUGGUUGUGCGCAUGCGUAAGGUACUCGGGCCAUAUCGCGGAGUUGAUACGUGUGCUACAGUGCUGAAAUUGGAAUUGUUUGAUUUUAUGCUUGAUAUAGAUGAGAACGUUGUCAGACGGGACUCCUUAAAACGUUUUCAGUGUUUUGCUGUCCUUGGUGCGGCAGUACAUACGCAUGGUGCCCAUUUGGUCAGGAUGUACGUGUUACCCCACGGAGGGUUGACAAGUUUAAAUUUAAGAGUUCAUAGCAUUAUUGUAUGAGACUGAGUAUGAUCUGAAGAGUUAUCCAGUUCGUAGGGACCAGUUAUUCGUCGGCCUCGGCGAAUCACUCCCUGCUAUAGAUUUACAAUAAUUCAUACAUUAGAAACAAACUUAUAUUCUUACCUCGAGCGAUGUAAAGUUACCUUCUUGGCAAAUUACGGAUUUAAAGAGAUUGUUUACUCCAGCCGAUGUUGCACAAAAAUCAGUUGCAUACGUUGAGUUAUAUCUUUGCUGUUUUUCGCCAUGUUUUUAGGCAUUAGUUCUGCUAUCUUCUUCGCAAAAUGUGUGAAAUUUUCCGCUAUUUUCUCAAGCACUACGUACACCAAGACAGCCAAGCUAGCGCAACUUCNUAUUGUAUGAGACUGAGUAUGAUCUGAAGAGUUAUCCAGUUCGUAGGGACCAGUUAUUCGUCGGCCUCGGCGAAUCACUCCCUGCUAUAGAUUUACAAUAAUUCAUACAUUAGAAACAAACUUAUAUUCUUACCUCGAGCGAUGUAAAGUUACCUUCUUGGCAAAUUACGGAUUUAAAGAGAUUGUUUACUCCAGCCGAUGUUGCACAAAAAUCAGUUGCAUACGUUGAGUUAUAUCUUUGCUGUUUUUCGCCAUGUUUUUAGGCAUUAGUUCUGCUAUCUUCUUCGCAAAAUGUGUGAAAUUUUCCGCUAUUUUCUCAAGCACUACGUACACCAAGACAGCCAAGCUAGCGCAACUUCGUCACAGAUCUUCUAGGUUGCCGUGCCUUUUCUUGCAAUUACCCUGUAGCACUGAUGUCAUUUUAUCGGAUGUUGCAAACGCCUUCAAAAAUUAAGUCAACGUCGACUGAUUGUGAAGAAUCAGUCGGGGGAUUUGUGCCAAUCAGAAACAGAAUUUUUUCGUUGAAUUAAUAGUGACACCUAUUGUCUGUGUUGUACUUUCUUAAGCUAUGAUAUGAAAAGCUUUACAGCGGAAGCAAACAAACACUACAAGGCUGCUGCUGGGGAGCAACUGGCAUUUGCUCCGGGAGAGAUUUACAAGGAAGUUAAAAUUGGUAUCAUUAACAUGGAUAACAGCUUUGAAGGCAACAAAACCUUUCAAGUCAUUUUCUCACGUUCUCAGCGGUCCGUGUCGAUGAAAGGACCGCAGCAGGUCAAUGUAACUAUUAUGUACACUAAAGGUAAGGGGACAAUUCCAUCAUAUAUACCUUUUUUUUUUUUUAAACCGGGCUACUAAAAAAUGUCAGUCUCUCUCCCAGUGAUUGUCGAUUUAAUGACCCUUUUUUUACGGGAAAAGGAAACUCUUACCAGGAAAUAUAUAUUGUAUUCAUCAUGCACUCACGCGAAGCUUUCUUUCUUAGGCUGGAAAAUAGGACAUUUUACGGAUUUGUUUCAUUAUCAGCGUCGCCGAUUGCAAAGCCAUUCCCCCAAUUUAACCCAAUUUUGCUAUGCCAUUGGCCUCCCAAAUACAAUCCCAAACACCAUUUCUCGAAGACAAGGAACGAAAAAACGGAUUUACCGGACGUCAAAGGUGAACAAAGCCGAUACCAUGUUUGACUUAACCUUUGACCCGCGUCAAAAGUGCAGUAAAUCCAAUUUUUCGUCCCGUGAGAAAAGAGGUCCAACAACCUCUAAUUCAACUGCUUGCUGACUUGAAAACAUUAGCAACAGCAUGUUUUAUUGCUGACAUGAAAAUUGCACCAAGAAACUGCAAAGGCCAAGCGCAGUAAAACCUACCCCCUGCAAUUUAACCAGGCUACCCCAAAUACACACCAGCUGAUAGCCCUGUGCCUGUGCAACCAGCUGACCCCCACCUGGACAGAGACACUGAGCCCAGGGAAACAGGAAUAAGCCGCGGUCGAAAUUUCAGUACAGCCACAGUCCAGUACAAACCUGGAAUUUAACCAGGAUACACCAAAUGCAUACCAGCUAAGAACGACGUCCCUGUGCAACAAGCUAACACCCACCUUGACGACAGCCCUCUUUCUCAAAAAACGAUUGCUUGCUCAACGGGGGAAACAGGGUGGCCCGAACCUUCUCGAACAAUUUUUCAAGAAGUUCUAAGAAUCGAGCAAGGAAGCAUAGAAAGGCGGCAAAAGCCGGCUAGACAUGGAUAAGGGUGUGAAAAACAAACACGGGAUCUACGCCAAAACGGUUGUAAACACCACAAAGAAACCAGGAGAAACACACAGACACUUGAUCCACAGUGCAAGGAGGGGAUAGACUUUGCAAGAGAUGGAAACGAAACCAACUGAAAACCACCAUCCUCACGAUGAUGAAUCACUACAUCAAAAGCGACCAGAUCCUUCUUACCUGCCCAGAAAAAGUUCAACAAAGCGGGGUUCAACUCAUGCAACACCCAAGAAGGCGUGGAAACAAGAGAAGCAGCGUACCAGAUGCAGCACAGCGUCAGAGCGUUGGAAACCAUAGCGCGACCACCAUACGACAAAGAGCGGUGGCGUCAAGAAAGCACUUCUGCACCGCAUCAAAUCGAGGCUCCCAGUUCACCUCACUCAAAUCACUAUUUCCAAUAAAUCCCGAGAACUUUGAUCUUCGUGGACGUCCGAAUAAUCUUAGAGACCUUAAGCAACGACGACGACGACGACGGCAGUGAAAACGUCCUAAAAAAACGAAUUUGCGUUCUUUCAAAUUAGUGGCGUCUAUUUGGACCCGCUCAAUAUAUAUGUCAAAUGCAGGCAACUUUUCCUGGAAAUGUAUUCUUAAGGAUUUUAUCCAAGUUUAAAAAGGAGAAGGAAAAUUCGUCGUCGUAUGUCCACGUCCUCUAUAAAACGUCAAAUUAGGAGGUUUCACGUCGUAUUCGUGCAGUGGACGUCAAGGAAAUGUACUAAAAAGCGUGAUGUACGUGCAUAGCUGUUGUUUUGAUCAUUAAACCUAUUGUUUUAUGAAGUUGUCGUCGUCGUCGUCGACGUAGUUGCUUAAGCUCCCUAUUAACAGGCCAGCGAAUCGGUACCUCCACGCCACGCCACAUCCCCAGCCACACGCCCUCGCACUUAAAAAGAUUUUUAAAAAAAGCUUCGAACCCGAACCCUUCUCAAACACAACGUAAGUAUCCAAGGUAGCACGAAUGGCACUGUCAGUAGAAACGACAGCGGAAGUAUCAUCGGCAUACAGCGACAGAACCGGGAGAAGAGAAGGAGAGCAAGGCAGCCUUAACCUCACAAUUUCCUCGUGGGCACGGAUAUUAGGGACUUUAAGAUCCAACGACGCGAGGCAACGAAAACGUCGCUUAAAAAGUGAAUUUGUGUUCUUGCAGUCUUUAUCGCAAUUAUUCCUACCCACUUACUUUGUCAAAUGUAGGCGGACCCCCCUGGAGUUGAAUUCCUUGGGAACGUGAUAUCCAAGUUCAGAAAGAGAAAUAAAAUUUCGUCUUUGCUUGUUUACGUAGUCCAUAAACCGCGAAAUUAGGCAUUUUCAAGUCGCAGUCGCGCAAGAGAAGGUUUCAAAGACGGUGAUACAUAACCGUCAACAAGAAUAGAACUACGAAUAUCCGUAUACAGAAGUUUAACCCUGCUAAUAAGAGAGGGGCUGAAGCCCGGCCAUAGACAAAAGGGUACGCAAAAGGCAAAGACCAAUCAAUCGAAGGCCUUCUCUUGGUCCAAAGACAAAAUGGCACGAAGUAAAGCAACGUUUUCUACAAUUUAACGGGAAGGCACUCCACAACGAUGUAAAUCACCUGUGGCACUGUGCUACUGAUAUUGCAUCAAAGAUAUCAUCUUUUGAAUACAUAACUUACCAGAAUAGAUUAUACACUGGCCAACCUCAGUUGAUCACAUUACCGAAGUUUACCUAGUUAUUUUGGAGCAGGUUAGAUGUAAUCAAAAACUCAUAACUGAGACGUUCUUUGUGGUAGAAGAGCAAUACGUACCAUGAAUGCCAAACGUAUCUUGAAAGUUUAAUAAUCUGUUGUGUUCCCCAUUCCUUUUUUCAAGGUACUGUCCGAUCAAAAGCAGCCAUCACAGAUGGUAUGUAUUCAAUGUAA
Porites evermanni is the source of this 7992-nucleotide messenger RNA. The record is from the annotation of a GenBank genome assembly. NCBI's taxonomy places the organism in Eukaryota, Metazoa, Cnidaria, Anthozoa, Scleractinia, Poritidae.